Messenger RNA from Equus caballus (horse), 1043 nucleotides. RefSeq names its product ubiquinol-cytochrome c reductase complex assembly factor 4 (gene UQCC4). Lineage: Eukaryota; Metazoa; Chordata; Mammalia; Perissodactyla; Equidae. The record is from RefSeq and is a predicted model, not a curated record.
CUGUAGUCGUGAGCGGAGGCCUGGGACAGCGUCCGGUUUCCGGUUUCGCGCGCGCGACGGAAGUGACGCGAGCGGCGCGCCGCGGCGCCGAGCGUGGAGCCGGGGUCGCGAUGAGCCGCGUCCUGCGGGCGCCGGCGGCCGGGGCCGUCCGAGCGCUGAGGCUCGCGCGCUGGCCUUCCCGAAGCCUGCAUCCGCCGCCCGGGGGCCGGGCUCGGGCGCCCGCGGCUGAGAGCGAGGAAGAGGACGACCCUAACCGCCCCAUUCAGUUUUCCUCCAGCACAGCCAACCCGUCCCGCUGGACGGUGGAGCAUUCCCUGGGAAAGGAGCAGCAGCGGCCCUGGAGGAGGGUGCUGCCCUUCAGCCUGUCCCUCAUGGUGCUGGUCAUCUGGUGCUUCUUUAGGGAGGAGACCACCGCGGACCGCUGGUUGAGACGGGUGUUGGAAGAGGAGGCGCCGGAGCCGGGCGACCGUGCUGAGCAGGCUGGAGCCGCGGCUGCCUCGGGGGCGAGAACUUGACGGGCUGCCCGUGGGGCCGGCAGCGAGGGAACAAGCAGGCCACCCUCGGGCCAUGAUGCCGCGUUAGCCCGUUUCUGUCCCGGUUUUGGCGUCCCCAGCCUGAAGGACGGGAUGGCGCACCUGGCCGUGCGGACCCGGUGAAGGUGGAGCGGAGUUUCAGCAGGUCGGAACCGGCUCCCCGCCUGAUACUUGAUGCCCAUCGAAUGCGUCCAAAAGCCUUUGCAGAGCCAUAGGGAAGGUUCUGGUUGCCGCGUGUGCUCUUGGAUUUGUGCCGUCUUUGUACAACGGUUGUCAUAUUCCGGAGCAAUUCUGGUGACACUUGUAAUCCAGUUUGCGGGUCGUUUGCUUUCUGAGACAGAGUAACUCGUAGAAGAGUUAAACUUUUUAUUUUAUGAUGUACUGUGGUGUGUAUAAAUUGAUGUUAGUUUUACAAACUGACAACAAUAAAUUUUAAUUUGAUCAUGUGGAAUUAAGCCAAUCCCCCCUUCUUUGCAUCUCAUUAAAAAGAAAGGGAGCCUUUUAAUCCUU